AUGGCUGAAGAACUCAUCGCCGCAUUCCCAGAUGCCAAGAUCAUAUUAACAGAACGAGAUGAAAAUUCUUGGUUUGAAUCCUACGAUGCAACUGUAGGCAAAAGUUGGCGAUUUUGGAAUUCUCGGAGGUGGUUUUUUUGGGUACCACCCAGAGGGCGAGAAUAUGAUUUUCAUGUUUUAAGAAUGUGGCUUUUGAUGCGAGUGGAGGGAAUGAGAGGGAAAGGCAGAAGGAAUGGUAUUUGA
This is a messenger RNA of Pseudocercospora fijiensis CIRAD86, 243 nucleotides long. RefSeq lists its product as uncharacterized. Lineage: Eukaryota; Fungi; Ascomycota; Dothideomycetes; Mycosphaerellales; Mycosphaerellaceae. Bases 1 to 243 code for a protein of 80 amino acids. The transcript has a single exon. The record is from RefSeq and is a predicted model, not a curated record.